CUUCCCUGCUCCUUUAAGCGUCCACAGGCGGCGGAGCGGCCACAAUCACAGCUCCGGGCAUUGGGGGAGCCCGAGCCGGCUGCGCUGGGGGAAUCCGUGCGGGCGCCUUCGUUCCCGGUCCCUUCCUCGCCGCGCUCCUGCACCCCUGAAGUUUUGCAGCGCCCAGAAGGGAGGCGAGGGAGAAGGGAGCGUGAGAGGAGAGGGAGCAAAAAGCACACCCUAAAACAUUUAUUUCAAGGAGAAAAGAAAAAAGGGGGGCGCAGAAAUGGCUGGGGCAAUUAUAGAAAACAUGAGCACCAAGAAGCUCUGCAUUGUUGGUGGGAUUCUGCUUGUGUUCCAAGUCAUCGCCUUUCUGGUGGGAGGCUUGAUUGCUCCAGGACCCACAACGGCAGUGUCCUACAUGUCAGUGAAAUGUGUGGAUGUCCGUAAAAACCAUCACAAGGCAAAAUGGUUAAUGCCUUGGGGACCCAACCACUGUGAAAAGAUCCGAGACAUCGAGGAAGCAAUUCCAAGGGAAAUCGAGGCCAAUGACAUUGUGUUUUCUGUCCACAUUCCCCUCCCUGCCAUGGAGAUGAGUCCUUGGUUCCAGUUCAUGCUGUUUAUCCUGCAGCUGGACAUUGCAUUCAAGCUGAACAACCAAAUCAGAGAAAAUGCAGAAGUUUCAAUGGACGUUUCCCUGGCUUACCGUGAUGAUAUGUUUGCUGAAUGGACUGAAAUGGCCCACGAGAGAGUGCCCCGGAAACUCAAAUGUACCUUCACCUCCCCCAAGACCGCAGAACACGAGGGCCGUUACUAUGAAUGUGAUGUCCUUCCUUUCAUGGAAAUUGGGUCUGUAGCUCAUAAGUAUUAUCUUCUAAACAUCCGGCUGCCUGUGAAUGAGAAGAAGAAAAUCAACGUUGGGAUUGGUGAGAUAAAGGAUAUCCGGCUGGUGGGAAUUCACCAGAAUGGAGGCUUCACCAAGGUGUGGUUUGCCAUGAAGACCUUCCUCACACCCAGCAUCUUCAUCAUCAUGGUGUGGUACUGGAGGAGGAUCACCAUGAUGUCUCGACCCCCAGUGCUUCUGGAAAAAGUCAUCUUUGCCCUUGGGAUUUCUAUGACCUUUAUCAAUAUCCCAGUGGAAUGGUUUUCCAUUGGGUUUGACUGGACCUGGAUGCUCUUGUUUGGCGAUAUCCGACAGGGCAUCUUCUAUGCAAUGCUUCUCUCCUUCUGGAUCAUCUUCUGUGGCGAGCACAUGAUGGACCAGCAUGAGAGGAAUAACAUAGCAGGGUACUGGAAGCAAGUCGGACCGAUUGCUGUUGGCUCUUUCUGCCUCUUCAUAUUUGACAUGUGUGAGAGAGGGGUGCAACUCACGAAUCCCUUCUACAGUAUCUGGACUACAGAUGUUGGAACAGAGCUGGCUAUGGCCUUCAUCAUUGUGGCUGGCAUCUGCCUCUGCCUCUACUUCCUGUUUCUGUGCUUCAUGGUCUUUCAGGUGUUUCGGAACAUUAGCGGGAAGCAAUCCAGCCUGCCAGCCAUGAGCAAAGUCCGGCGGCUGCACUAUGAGAAUUUUAUUACAACCGCAGAAAACUUGGAUUUGGGGCUAAUUUUCAGAUUCAAGUUCCUCAUGCUUAUCACCUUGGCCUGUGCUGCCAUGACUGUCAUCUUCUUCAUCGUUAGUCAGGUGACUGAAGGCCAUUGGAAGUGGGGCGGCGUCACGGUCCAAGUGAACAGUGCCUUUUUCACAGGCAUCUAUGGCAUGUGGAACCUGUACGUCUUUGCUUUGAUGUUCUUGUAUGCACCAUCCCAUAAGAACUAUGGGGAAGACCAGUCCAACGAUGUCUUGCCAGGCAGAAACAAACUGCAGCAGAGGCUGAUGUUAACCCUUAGCCCAGAGUGGAGGCUUCAUCUCCCAGGGGUACAUUGAUGCCCUGGAUACAGGACACACGAUCCAGCCCUCAGUCACCAGUUCAUGUGAAGAAAGAACGUUGGACCUGCUUAUGAAGUCAGACUUUUCCUGAUACUAGCUUUCAUUUUUGUGUUAUUUUGUCUAUAAAAUUCUUGUGAGGAGGUUUUAGAAAAAAAGCAAGAAAUGGAAUUCCUGACUGGAUGACUAUGACAGAGGGAACCGGAGACGCUUUAAUUGCCAGCAGGUUCCUUUCUAUUUCUAUUCACACUAAGUGUCUUCUGUCUGACACACUCCUUCUGCUGGAAGCCACAGCAGCCAUCCCGGGCCCUGUGUCUUGGAGGCUGCCGUUCAGUAUCAGCUGUGCUUCUGGAGGCUUCUGGGGUCUGCUGCCUGCUUCACGGGAAAGGUGGCUUUGACUUUUGUUGCCUCAGUAAAUGUUUGGUUUGAGUCAUGAGGUUCUGACAGUGGCUGCCUUUUUUUGUGAUCUUUCCCCUGCUUGUGUGUCAGGUGACAGGCAGCCACCCGUGGCCACCCAGGCUUCCCCUGGAUGUCUGUGAGCAGGGAUGGAACAGAUCCUCCCCCCAGGGCUGGACUCAGAUUCUGACGUGGGUCUCAACAGCCUGUGUCUUCACAUGGGCUUCUCUCUGUGCAUGUCUGUGUCCUAAUCUCUUUUUCUCAUAAGGAGAAAUUAUGGGUGUAUUGGAUUAGGGUUCACCCUGGUGACUUCAUUUUGACUUAAUCACCUCUUUAAAGACCCUGUAUCCGAAUACAGUCACAUUCUGAGGUACUGGGAAUUAGGACUUCAGUAAAUGGAUUGGCAGGGAGGUGCAGUUCAAGCCACGAUGCUAAGAUUUCAUGCAAAAUGUCUAGGCUUUUUUGUGUUCCCCGCCUUAGAGCUGCCUGGCACUGAGUGUCUGGAGGUACUUUGGAGGUAGAUGGGGAAACGGCUCACUUCAGGCCUGGUGUAAACCAACUUGAUGGUUGAAAGAGAUUGAGAGAUGGCUGGACCCAGGCUCCCUGAAUCCUGUCCCUCCAAGGCCACUCUGCCUUAUCCCCCAGAAGGAAUCACAAAGGCUGAGUCAUCCCAAAGCACACCUGUUUUCUAGCUGAGUGUUUCCCCCUAAACCCCAGUGGGGAGUACCAGUGCUGGGGUGCAGAGCAGAGCAGCGAGGAGCUGGACCGGCCCAUAUUGGGAAGUCUUGGUGGGUGUUUUUUUAACGAUCACUUACUACAUAGCAAAUACUGUGCUGGUGAUUCACAUUCUUUAAAAAAAAUCUUUUCUUUUUAAAGAUUUAGAAAACCUACCAUCCACUAUUUUGUUAACAACCAAAAUGUAGAAAGGAUAUAAUUUUAGAGUAGACAACAGUCCUUGGCAUGGAAAUAAUUUACCUUUACAAACACUGCCCUCUCCUUGAUUUUCUCAUUUUGCCAUGAACCAGGGACAUCAUUACAGACAGUUAUCAUUUGAGCUUAGCUUUGAAGGUGAAAAUGGGAGGAGGUUUGCUGUGGGAUUAGAAAAUAUUCCACAGAAAAGUCAGGCAUGUUAUAGAAAGAACAUAUAAGUUUUGGAGGUAGACACAGGUAGUUUGGAAUCCUGGCUCCAAUAUAUACUGUGUGUGACCUCAAGAAAUAAGUAUGAACUCAUGGUGUGAGAGCUUUCUGGCUUCCACAUCUGGGUAAUGAGGUGUUAAUUUGCCAUAGUGGUUGUGAGGACAGAAUUAGAUAGGCCCUUAUUAAUAUUAGAACUGACUGUGGAUCUCUCCCAAAUUCUGUGAAACAACCUUGGAAUUAAAUUAGAAGUUUCCCUUCUGUUGAGGAAAGAAGCCACAGAUACACAAAUGAUUGUCAUUAAAAUGCUGCCAGUCUUAGGAAGCUGUGCUCGUCAUUUCAUCAUUAGGGCGCAGUUCAUGUAGCUUUCCGCAUCCCCAGUGUGCAUUCCAGGCAGUUAGAAUCAAGCAGCAGCCACAUAUCUGUGGAUGUGAUACCAUAGAUAUGGAUCCAUUGAUAGUCCUUUGAGAUUAAAUCCAAGGCCAGGGAUGGGUCUUAUUUCACAGUGGUUCGAAACCAGCCUUCAUCUUGUUGUUGAUUAGCUGAGAUGAAUUGACAUCAUAACUAGGCAAAGAGACUUACUGCAAACUGAAGAAUUCAUUUCCUUUCAUAAUUUAUUCUUUUCCAUUUAUUCUGCCCCACUCCCCUAAUGAGAAACAUAUCACAUUUUCAGAAGGUGUUUUUGUGUUUUUUGGGG
Messenger RNA from Hippopotamus amphibius kiboko, 4130 nucleotides. It is a transcript of the gene WLS, whose product is annotated as Wnt ligand secretion mediator. Gene Ontology annotation, biological process: Wnt signaling pathway; intracellular protein transport; Wnt protein secretion. The coding region runs from base 266 to 1903 and encodes 545 amino acids. The record is from RefSeq and is a predicted model, not a curated record. Lineage: Eukaryota; Metazoa; Chordata; Mammalia; Artiodactyla; Hippopotamidae. The transcript has 13 exons. Gene Ontology annotation, cellular component: organelle membrane; endomembrane system. Gene Ontology annotation, molecular function: Wnt-protein binding.